AACCUCUUACAAUUGCUUCAUUCCUUUUGAGACGGGCGCGUCCAGUCUGUUCUGUCAAUCUGCCCGUGUUUUUUGCGAACUUGCGCGUAUGUGUUCAUGCUAGCCGUACGUGCUCCGUACCCAUACGAGAGCACACGAAUACUCGCUGUCAUUCAUUCUGCCCUACAUUUCUGCAUCUCAGUAUCAUACUUUCUUCCACACAGACAUGUUUCUUUUACCUCUCCUUACCUGUUCAUACCUUUCGUUGUCACCAACCAGCCAAUUCACCACAUGUCUGAUUGCCAUGUCCACAGGUACGCCAUCGCGCAUACUCUGAACAGAGAGUACACCGCAAUCAAAUACCUUGGCUGCAACCACAACCACCACAACCUGGCUGAUGUUCGGUUCCUUUUUGUCUUGGCGGGAAACUGGGAGUGGGAAGCUAGUCGGGGAGAUUGGAAAAGAGAAUGUCGUCUCGCACCCGAACUGAGUGAUGAGAGUCUCGUCUCUCAAUCGGUUUCCCCCUCCGCCCCCCCUGCACCAUGUCAUGUCCAUGGCAUGGCCCAUGUCCCAUCCUAAUCCCAAUCCCCCAUACUGCGUAUCCAUCCCGUCCCCAUCCAGUCAACUUGCCUCUCCACCAAAAACCCACGCACACUGUUUCGACCUGCCUAACUCGAAGACAAGCUGUCCUUGAUGGUAGUCUCUCUCUCUCUCUCUCUCUCU
Molecule: messenger RNA, 702 nt
Organism: Colletotrichum phormii
Lineage: Eukaryota; Fungi; Ascomycota; Sordariomycetes; Glomerellales; Glomerellaceae
Exons: 2
Coding region: 97-558 (153 amino acids)
Source: RefSeq, a predicted model, not a curated record